AUGCCAUCAACUCAAAAUACAGUCGCUGAACGAGAUCCGCGCUACUGUCGCCAGUGGAAGUGUCAAGUUUCUGUGGGUGAAUUAUAUCGAUGGAUUUUAGCGAAACUUUCUGAUAAAGAUAUCAAGCGGGCCCUGCACAAAUACCGAGACCUAAUGCCUAGACAGUCGGAUUGGAACAGAAAACUGACACAAGCUACGAGUAUGCCAGAGCUUGGUUUUCGAUAUCUGUAUCGAUGUGGACAGAUAGACGAAAGUAACCAUCGAACUAUGCAGAAAAUGCUAAAAUAUAUCGAUCGUCAAGAUGUGCUGCCAUAUUUUGAUACAAUUUUGUAUAAUACCAACCAUUCUAAUUGUUCUUUGGAGGAGCUACAAAAAGUUCUGUUGGAUAAAGUUAACGUGUUUUUAGAAUAUUCUUCUACACUGUCUGAAGAAGAAGUACAUCCAGAGCCUCCAUAUGAAAUAAUACGACGCCAGCCAGUUGAGGGUUCACGAGUCACAAGAUUAAGCCUGAAAAGAAAAUCAUCUGUUGGUGGUACUGGUAAUAUUGCAUCUGUGAAGCGAGGGCGCCGGUCUACUAAUUCCUCAUCGGAGACUGGUCAAGUUAGUGAUUUCGAAAAUUCACCUCUUCGGUACUGUGGCAAAGUGCGAUCAGCGAUUAUUUCCAAUUCACUAAAUGGUCCUGUUGUGCAUACUAUGCUUUCCGCGUCACUUAUUAGCAUGCUGGCAUCUUUACAUACUACAUUAUCUCAAACAUUCGAUAAUCCCGGUGUAUCGUCUAUAACCCCUAAUGCAUCGAAUAGUAAUACAACUGGAAGUUGUAUUAGUAGUUCAAAUCCUUCUGUUCCUAAGAAUCCUUUAAUCUCUCAUUUACUGGCUAUUAUCCCACAUUUAAUUGCUGUUUCACGUGCUGCAAAUCAGUUAUCUAAUCCAAGCCUACUAUCUAAUCCAGCACUACCCUCUCGAAUAUCGAAUCUUCCAAAUAAUGUAAAUAAUAGCAAUUCAGGGAUUUUUGGUUCAAGAUUUGCUGGUAUUCAUAACAGACCGGUAAUCAAUGCAGAUAGACGGCUGCCUCAACAGGUUCAAGAUCAUGUAGAUCCUGCUGCUCCGGUUGUUUUAGAUAAUUUAAACCACGAGCAGAACGUUCAAGAUCCAAUCCACCCUAUCAUACAUGGUAUUCGUGCACCACUCAUCAACCCUCCUAACGUGGAAGCAGACCGUCCAGGUGGACUGUUGUUUGCACCUCAACCUAAUAUUCGACUUGCAGACGGUGGAUCACCUCCUGUAGUCUCUCAACAUUCGACAAAUCCCCCUGUUUUAUUAAAGCAUGUUGUUUUGUCAAGCGGAGGAAUAGGUAUUACUGCUUCGCCACAUGAUUCAGUAAUCCAUUAUUAUUGCAAUAUUAAACUGCAUGUCAAUAUUGAUUUUGGUCCUUCUACAGAAAGUUUAAGAAGAAUUCAAACAGUUCGUCAAGAUUUUUUUGAACGUCAGAUUGAUUUUUUUGUACAAGCAUCAAAUUUAUUGAAAACUCGUUCACCAAGUGAAUUUAUUUGUAAUUUACAAUUUACACGACUUAACCAACUUGAAGAUUUUUGGGCUGACUAUCAGUCAGGUGCAUUACGAUAUUAUCUCAUGUCUGUAUUGAGAAGUGAAAGGAAUCGAAGUUUUUUUGGUGAACCACCACAACAGAUAUCUUCCCAGUUCUCGUCAGUUGUCGAACAACAUGUUGUGCCUGAUGCUUUAGGUCAACAAAAUCAGGUUGCAAAUGCUGUGAAUAAUGAAGGAAUGGAUGCAGCUGUUCCUUUAGUGCCUAAUAAUGCAUCACAAAAUUCAGCUGAAAAUAAUUCUAAUGUUAUAGUCAGUAGUGGUAGUAGUUCGAGGCCAGUUGAUCAAAAAGUGUCUGGUUCCAAUUCAUCAGAAUAUUCUAAUCAUAAUCCUGCAUGCUCAACAGUUAAUUUGGCUUCAUCUUUAAAUAUGGCACAAGAUGAAAACUCACUCAAUAUGUUGACAUCUUGUAUUGAAGCACUGAAUCGUUCGUUCCAUCGUAUGAGACGUCGUGAAGUCACUAGUCCAUCUCUACCUACAGAACAAGUGAAUGAAUUUAUUAGAUUUGAAUUGAAUCUAUUUGUUUCACGUAGAGAAUAUGAAAAUGGUCGAUGCUUAUUAAUGCGUAAUUUACGUUCUAUACCGAGUUUAUGUCAGCUGGUUUCAGCAUCUUCAAUAUUAACACCAGAUACUGCUGUUAAUCCAAUCAGUACAACACCAUGA
Schistosoma guineensis is the source of this 2265-nucleotide messenger RNA. The record is from the annotation of a GenBank genome assembly. NCBI's taxonomy places the organism in Eukaryota, Metazoa, Platyhelminthes, Trematoda, Strigeidida, Schistosomatidae.